This is a messenger RNA of Arachis duranensis, 730 nucleotides long. RefSeq lists its product as uncharacterized. The record is from RefSeq and is a predicted model, not a curated record. NCBI's taxonomy places the organism in Eukaryota, Viridiplantae, Streptophyta, Magnoliopsida, Fabales, Fabaceae. Gene Ontology annotation, cellular component: small-subunit processome; nucleolus.
UUGGAGCUGGAGAAGGAAAUGCUGAAGUGUUUAUAUGCAAAAUGCACUCCUUGUAUCACGGAUUGUGUGAUGGCAGAGCUUGAGAAGUUAGGGCAGAAAUAUCGUGUUGCUCUAAGGAUUGCAAAGGAUCCACGAUUUGAGAGAAUACUCUGUACUCAUAAAGGGACCUAUGCUGAUGACUGUAUUGUUGAUAGAGUUACUCGGAAUAAGUGCUACAUUGUUGCAACUUGUGAUCGGGACUUGAAGAGGAGGAUCCGGAAGAUUCCUGGUGUGCCGAUAAUGUACAUCACGAAACGCCAGUACUCGAUUGAGCGCUUACCUGAAGCAACUAUGGGUGGAGCACCAAGAAUAUGAUGGAGUGACAGAAAUGGCAAAGCUCUGUAUACUGAUAAUUCAUGCUAGAUCUUGUUACAGUUUUGAUCCUUUUCUAGCAGCAUGGAAUUCGAGAAGCUUGGCAUGUACACUGUUAGAUUGUUUCAUGAAAUUUUCCUAGUUUAAUUUCAUAGAUAUAUGUUACCAAAUUUUGUUAAUAUAUGUAGGUUAAACCUAAUGUCUCACAUACUCCAGUGUUCUUCGUUAAAUCACUUGCUGAAGAUUAGAAAUCGUAAAGUUGAAAUCCUCCGGUAUAAGCUAUUAUUAAUAAGCUUUACAAAUUGUAUGAGAAAAUGGAUGAUAGCAAUAGUAUAUAAACUUCAUCAAGAAUUUGUUAAUGUUGAGAUACGUCUCUUUU